Molecule: messenger RNA, 1281 nt
Organism: Cinara cedri
Lineage: Eukaryota; Metazoa; Arthropoda; Insecta; Hemiptera; Aphididae
Source: the annotation of a GenBank genome assembly
AUGGAUAUCAGCAGCGAACCAGUGAUCCGGGUAUUCCCGGAUUCAGAGGCGAACUUACUGGCGCUGUUCGAUUCAGUGUUGAAUCCAAACAGUAAGACACCCCAACAACUACCGUUUCGCAUGCGCCAGCUACCUAAUUCAUUUUUCAUACCACCAGUCACCGGAUCUAAAUCACACAGUCUUAAAAACUCAGGUGACUUAGUUUCGGGCCAAACGGCAGUAGCCGUCGGUGGUAGAAAAAUGACGGGCGUGACCGGCAAAAAAUCCAUUCUGUUACACUCGCGCUCGAGUAGCUCGUCGGCUUCGCUGCAGGAACCAUAUACAGUCGAGACGGCCAAGCAAAGGCAGGCGCGCCAUGCCAGGCGAAGAAGAUACCACAAGUCUCGCGCCAUUAACGAGUUGGGACCACUGCCGCAGGGAUGGGAACAGGCUCGUACGAAGGAGGGUCUGAUUUAUUUUUUGAAUCAUCACACUAAAAAAACUCAAUGGGAAGACCCGAGAAAGAGUUUGACCACCCAGACGGUGAACGAACACCAGCGCAGCGCCGAACAAUUGCUGAAUCCCGAUAAUAUUAGCAAAUCAAAUACUUGUACCAUAACCAAUGAACCUACGAACUCGCAACAACAUAUGUAUUUAACACUCCAAGGAAGGAACAAAACUAAGGCAGUAGGACGGUUGCCCGAUGGGUGCAAACAAUACCUAGCCCUGGACGACAAGACUCGCCAAUUCGAAAAAAAACCGCCCGUGGAUUUGCAAAAGGCUCCAACCUCGGAUGCUGUGUUGCUUUCCGGAUUGACAUUAUGGCUGUUGAACGACGAAGACGGUGAUUCUAAUCUGUCAAAAGCACUAUUAGUUACCGGGAAAACGCUCAUGUUCAAUUCGCUCAAGAUGGAGCACAUUGAAUCAAAUAAAAAUAAAGAGGAAACCAUCAGCUCUGGACAGACGACCAAUGACCUUGAUUCGCUUCCAUCAGCAGGUCAUUCGCAACAAGAAUCGGCAGACAGCGGUUCGGACUUCAGCAACAAUUACUCCCUGCUCAACACACCAAAAGAUAUUAUGUCGGCCAAUAUGGAAAACUACAUGACCUCCACUUCAGUCGAAAAUCCGGGUUCAUCGAACAUUUCGGUGGAUAAUUCGCAAGAAAUUGAUACGUUAGAUGACACUGAUGACUUAGUCCCAUCACUUGAGUUAGAAGAAGGUUUAUCCAAUGAAAUACUAGACGAAGUUAAAUUGUUAAUCAAUUCUGAUGAACAACCGGAAUCAAUUUUGACUUGGCUAUGA